AUGCUCGGCUGGUUGAUACACUUUCUGAGUACAUACCGACAGCUUGUGGGCUUUGGCGUUAUCGUCUUUGGCCCCGGUCUGCUGGCACGCGCACAACGGCUCAUCCGCAACGGCAACCAACCCCGUGCACCGCUCACGAGUGCUGUCUGGGCCAUUCUCAUUGCACACGCGCUCUACACUCUCUGGGCUCUCGUUCUACCCCCGUACGACGUGUUCGUCUCACAUGGCCUCAAGAUCCGUACACCCUCGGACGUUCUCCGCCCCAUUGUUCUGCGUGCCGCCGGCGUUCCCUUCUACGACUUUGAGGCCAACCCAGACUCGUACCCACUCCUCGACCUCUUGCUCACCCGCCUCGGCAACCUCGAUGGACGCUACCAGUACGCACGCUGGGGACACGACGUCUUCAUGCGCUGCGCAUGGUGCAAGUCCAAGGGCGACAUGGCGCUCGCUGCGCUGCCCAGCAUCGUUACGCCCUACGUGGUAGAGGCGGUCGUCAUUGGUCUCAUGGGCUGGAAGUGGGUUGCUGGACAAAGUGCCCGCGAGCGUGCGGACCGCUUCCGCCCUGUCGUUGGUUGGGUCCUCGGCGCCCUCAUUGCGGGAGACUUUGGCGUGCGCUGGACCUGGGAUGUUCGUGCUCGUCUGGACGGCGAUUGUGACCAUCUCGCGCCAACGCUCUACACCAUCCGCACCGUCGUUUUGUUCCUUGUGACCGUGGCGUACAUCUACAUGCCCAUCCCGCAAGAUGCAAGGGCUGCCGAGAUCGCUCUCGUGCGGUCGCUGGACAACGCGUUCAAGACUCAACGCAUCACCUCGCUCGCUCGUGCCGCAAUUGCCCGGUCACCUGCCAUGUCUCGGCUCAGCAAUGAGCGCCGCGAGGCUCGCGCCCGUGCCGAGGACCGUGCGAGGACAGAAACGACCGUUGUCGCCGCUGCACAGGCUGCUGGUCUGUUCGAAGGUAACGACCAUGCAAGGGUCCCACGAGACAACUCCAGGAGGUGGCUCGUCUCCGAGUGGAAGCGGCUCGUCAAGCUUCCGGGUGACGGCCAUUGA
This is a messenger RNA of Apiotrichum porosum, 1050 nucleotides long. RefSeq lists its product as uncharacterized. Bases 1 to 1050 code for a protein of 349 amino acids. The transcript has 2 exons. Lineage: Eukaryota; Fungi; Basidiomycota; Tremellomycetes; Trichosporonales; Trichosporonaceae. The record is from RefSeq and is a predicted model, not a curated record.